This is a messenger RNA of Ornithodoros turicata, 832 nucleotides long. RefSeq lists its product as uncharacterized. The record is from RefSeq and is a predicted model, not a curated record. The coding region runs from base 110 to 472 and encodes 120 amino acids. The transcript is spliced from 5 exons. Lineage: Eukaryota; Metazoa; Arthropoda; Arachnida; Ixodida; Argasidae.
GCCAAGCCAUUUAAGAAUCCACGUCUGGACUUCCCGCGCUUUGCACUUCUCUUUCGCUCUUGGGCGUCUGGGCCACUUUUAAUCAUUGAUUAGUUCUGUCGUAACACAAAUGAGCCACAUUCUCGUCAAAUGGGCAACGGCUGAGGCGUGGGACGUGUACCCCACAAGAAAGAUCACCGAUGUCGCGACGGCAACAGAAAUUAUGACUGAUCCGACUGUAGUGGAGACGCUUGCGGGACGCACAUUCAUGGUAACUUGGAAGGACAAGGAACCCCCAGCAGAAGCCUAUAUUAUAGCUGCAGGAGAACUAUCAAAAAUGGAGCGGCGUCGAAACAGGUUGGCAGCGCGAGCAUCGACCCAGGCAUCACAGCAGGUCAACUGCUGCAACCACGUUGACCAAGUAAAAGACCUGCAGAAACGGAACGAAGACCUUGAACGGAAGGUUGCGGAGCAGCAAGACAUGAUAGGUUGACUUGGGGGACGGUGUCAUGGUUCCAGAAUCCACCCUCGCACGUCUAGAACAAACCUACAGAGGCUCAGCAUGCCGUUUUGCACGUGCGCUGUUGAGGGUGCUCUUCACGGAAGAAGAAUUGAAGAAAAAGAGUCUCUUUGGAAAGCCCGCCAACAAUGGGAAGGGGCAGGAACAAAAAGAUGCCCUGGACCCAAGGCGUGUAAAAGCAGUUCUUGGAAAGACUUGCUCAGUGUUCCAGUGUUCUGAUGCGCCAAUAAAAAGGACCCUAAGCUCCCUCCUUCAAAAACAGAACAAGAAAUACGAAGAAGUGGAAAGCCCCUAGGGGGGGCAAUGCCCCCAACACAGCCCCCAACUGCCCAU